AUGUCUACAACAAAUACUCACGAAAAUCUGCAAGGUGAUGGAAUCGUAACUAUGCAGCCGGUGAGUGUGCAACAAAUGCAACCCACUUAUGCUGCUGAAUUCCCAAUACGCGAUGAUUUUCAUGGCUUUUAUGGUGGUAUGAUUAAUUUUUUUGGAACGUUUUGUGGUUUCUUAGGUUCAAUUCCUGUUUGUCCUUGUUUUCCCAAUCCUUAUAAAAAAGUCGAACAAGGUUAUGUCGGAUUGAUUUCUCGAUUUGGCAAAUUUUAUAAAUUUGUUGAUCCUGGUUUGGUUAAAGUAAAUGUAUUUACCGAAUCUAUCAUUAGAGUUGACGUUAAGAUCCAAAUCACGGAAAUCCCGCAUCAGUUUAUUAUGACAAAGGAUAACGUAUAUGUACAAAUUGAUUCAAUUAUCUAUUGGCAUGUAGUCAGUCCUUAUCAGGCAACAUUUGGUAUCGCAGAUGUUCGCAAAGCUCUUAUUGAACGCACACAAACUACGCUGCGCCACAUCCUUGGCACGCGCGUUCUUCAAGAAUUCAUUGAAAAUCGGGAAGCCAUCGCCUAUGAGAUUAAAGAGAUCAUCGACAAACCUGCCAAUAAUUGGGGUGUUAAAGUCGAAAGUAUCUUAAUUAAGGAUAUUGUAUUUUCUAAGGAAUUACAAGAAUCUCUUUCAUCGGCUGCUCAGCAAAAGAGAAUUGGUGAAAGUAAAGUUAUUGCUGCGCAGGCUGAAAUUGAUGCUGCUAAAUUAAUGAGACAAGCUGCAGAACUUUUGAACUCACCGGCUGCUAUGCAAAUACGAUAUCUUGAAACAAUGUCAUCAAUGUCCAAAUCUUCAGGAACCAAAGUUAUUUUCAUGCCAUAUAGUACGGAUGGAAGUGUUGCAGGACCUUCUGGAAAUAAAAUUGAUCCUGUAACAGCUUCUGUUUAUCAACAAAUCUCUGAACAACAUUAA
Messenger RNA from Funneliformis mosseae, 948 nucleotides. NCBI's taxonomy places the organism in Eukaryota, Fungi, Glomeromycota, Glomeromycetes, Glomerales, Glomeraceae. The record is from the annotation of a GenBank genome assembly.